AUGGCGGGGUGGAUCACUUGGUUGUUCAACUUCAUCUUCCAGGUGAUUCCACGCGGUUUAUACUGGCUGAUCACCUUUACCACCAUUGUAUUGCCCACAUGGCUCUUCACGCUCUUCUCCAUGAGCUUGACCUUCACCAUGAAUUUCACUACCCUCAUGUUGAUCCUUCUCGCGCUGGUGUCGACGGUGAGCUGGUUCAUUCGAUACCGGUUUCUGAAUAUGUACAGCCGUCUUCCCCCGGAGCCCCCACGGAAGGAAGCGCAGAUCGACCUUUUCCCAGAUGUGCAAGAAGGGGACUCUAAGCCCGGUCUCGCCAACUAUCUUGACGAAUUCCUGAGUGCAAUCAAAGUCUUCGGAUACCUCGAGCGCCCGGUCUUCCACGAAUUGACGCGGACAAUGCAGACCCGCAAGUUGAUCGCCGGGGAGACGUUGAUGCUGGAAGAGGAGAAAGGAUUCUGCUUGGUGGUCGACGGCUUGGUGCAGAUCUUUGUCAAAUCCACGCGUCAGAGCCAGAACAAAAUGGGGGUAUCUGAGGAGAGCCUGCAGCUGGAUGAGGAUGUGUUAUCGGAAGAGGAGGAUGACCAUCUUCACGGCCGGCAGGGGUACCAGCUGCUGACCGAGGUGAAGAAUGGCGCGGCAAUGUCAUCGUUGUUCUCAAUCCUAUCUCUGUUCACCGAAGACAUCCAAUUACAUGACUCGCGAACUUCCACGUCGAGCCACUCAGAUUCGAGCCAUUUCCGUGCCGAUUCAAUGCCUGUCAGCCCACGGGUCGGCAUGAUUGGCAGCCCCCAUUCAGUCAUGAGAGACCCGAGUGAGCCCGCCACGCCGAUCCAUGGCCCCAACGACGGACUGCCGGCCGUGCCUCCACUUCAUCUGGGCGAAAGUCAUGGUAUCCGUAGCCACACCCCGCAGUCUAAAGACAGCAGGCCAGCGGGAAAGCGACGCAAGUCAGUUCAUCCGGACAUCGUCGCCCGCGCGACGGUCGACACCACCAUCGCGAUUAUCCCCGCUAGUGCCUUCCGCCGCUUGACAAGGGUCUACCCUAGGGCAACUGCGCAUAUUGUCCAAGUCAUUUUGACCCGUCUUCAGCGAGUGACCUUUGCCACUGCGCAUUCAUACCUGGGCCUGACCUCUGAUGUGCUGGGAAUCGAGCGUCAAGUGGCCAGGUUCACCACCUGGGACCUCCCAAAUGAUCUUCGUGGUAGCGCCUUGAAUCGCUUGAAGGAGAAGUUCACACGAGAGCGAGACCGCUUGGGACCGGAGGAGGUUUGCAAGGGGAUUGCGCUGCACAAUCCAUCGAUGGGCAGAAGACGCCGCUCCAGUAGCUCUCUUCGGAAGGACGCCGUCUUGCAAGCUCGUGUGGGAGGCAGUGGCCGUCCCACGGCGCUUACACCGAGCAGACGACUUCCGUCCUUUGCGGACCGCGAUGUGACGGGUGUUAGCCCUGGAGAUCUGCUCUCGACAAUCCAGCUCUCUCGUUUCGGCCCGCGCGGUGACCAUAUGAACCAGCAACUUCACAGUCCUCUCUCGGAGCGGGAGCGCCCUCUGUUCCAGGCCGCCGGCAAGGAAGGUCGUCCGACUACCUUCCACCGUCAAGACUCCAUCGACGAAGACGCCAUAUUCCGUGACUCGAUCUUGGAUUGUAUGAUGAAGGGCAUUGGUCUGACCGAGAGCACAGGCGACGUCCUGCGCAAAAGCAACCACAACUCUGGCGAUGCCUCUCCUCGCUUGCUGUCAUACGAUUCGCGGCGUCAGAAAGCAGUCUUCUCGAACGCAUUCGGAUUCAUAGAUCCAUACGAGGGAUCCGGCGACGGUGAAACCGAGUCUAUGAUGUCUAUGUCAGUGACUAGUGCCGGGGGAACGUCGCCUGUAGUGAAUUUACGUGAAGACCUCCGCCAUGACAUUGAGGUUGUGUAUUUCCCACAAGGCUCGGUCCUGGUAGAGCAGGGCGAGCGUCACCCAGGCCUGUACUAUGUCAUCGACGGAUUCUUGGAUGUUGGUGUUCCAGUGAAUGAGCGCGGUGAGGAUCUUGUGGGAACUUCUCGCCCAACCGAGGGAUCAAUCGCUCAUGUGCAGGAAGACCUUUUCCCCAAUUUGAAGCGGACGACCACGGCAUCUUCGCGCAUGUCUGCAUCAAACCUCUCUGGCGACCCUCGGCGAAAGGCUAAGUCCCGCAAGUCCUUGUAUCUGAUCAAACCGGGCGGCAUGCAAGGCUACGUCGGUGGUCUCGCCUCUUAUCGCUCAUACACCGAUGUCGUCGCCAAGACUGACGUCUACGUGGGAUUCCUUCCUCGGGCGUCUCUCGAGAGAAUUGUCGACAGGUACCCGAUCGCCUUGCUUACUCUAGGUAAAAGGCUCACAAGCCUUCUGCCACGUCUGCUCCUUCAUAUCGAUUUCGCGCUAGAGUGGGUACAGGUAAAUGCGGGUCAGGUCAUAUACCAUCAGGGUGAUGAGAGUGACGCGAUCUAUCUUGUUCUCAAUGGUCGUCUGAGGUCCGUUCUGGAAGGUCCGAAGGGCAAGAUGACGGUCAUUGGCGAAUACGGGCAAGGUGAGAGUGUCGGAGAACUUGAGGUGAUGACUGAGUCUACCCGGCCAGCAACGCUUCACGCUAUUCGGGCCACCGAGCUGGCAAAGUUCCCUCGUUCCUUGUUCAACAGUCUUGCUCAAGAACAUCCUGGGAUCACGAUCCAAGUUUCAAAGUUGAUCGCACAGCGCAUGCGUGAUUUGGUUGAGCAUCCUUUAUCCGAAAAGGGCGUUGAAAAGGCUCAGAAUAACGGCGUGCAGACGGCAACGUCAACGGUCAAUUUGCGCACGGUUGCGAUCUUGCCGGUCACUGCUGGAGUCCCGGUCGUUGAAUUUGGUCACAGAUUGCUGCAUGCUCUGCAGCAAGUUGGGGUUCCUCGAGGCGUCACGUCUCUCAACCAAGCCGCCAUCUUGAAUCACCUGGGUCGUCACGCAUUCAGUAAGAUGGGAAAGCUCAAGCUCUCUCAAUAUCUCGCUGAUCUUGAGGAGAAGUAUGGGCUUGUCUUAUAUGUGGCGGAUACCAACGUGAACUCUCCGUGGACCCAGACAUGUAUCUCGCAGGCAGACACCAUCCUCUUGGUCGGGCUUGCCGAGUCGUCGCCCGCGAUUGGCGAGUAUGAGCGUUUCCUGUUGGGUAUGAAGACAACCGCUCGAAAGGAACUUGUUCUGUUGCAUUCUGAGCGUUAUUGCGCGGCAGGCCUGACCCGGCAGUGGUUGAAGAAUCGAGUCUGGAUCAACGGAGGUCACCACCAUAUUCAAAUGGAAUUCCGCGUUACCGCCGAGCCGUCACACCCACAAGCCAAGAAAUUCGGUACUGUUCUGAAACAGCGCGUCCAGAUUCUCCAGGCCGAGAUUCAGAAGUAUACUUCGCGAAGAAUCCAACAAACACCGGUUUAUUCACCCCAGACUCCCUUCAAGGGUGAUUUCCAUCGGCUGGCUCGGCGACUCUGCGGCAAGGCGGUUGGUCUUGUGUUGGGCGGUGGUGGUGCCCGUGGAAUUGCCCAUGUGGGUGUGAUCAAGGCCCUUGAGGAGGCGGGCAUCCCCGUCGACAUCGUUGGGGGAACUUCCAUUGGUUCGUUUAUUGGCGCUUUGUACGCCAGGGAUGCAGAUGUUGUGCCGAUGUACGGCCGUGCCAAGAAAUUUUCUGGCCGUAUGGGCAGCAUGUGGCGAUUUGCGCUGGAUUUGACCUAUCCCACCGUGUCCUACACGACUGGCCAUGAAUUCAACCGAGGAAUCUUCAAGACAUUCGGUGACAGUCAAAUUGAGGAUUUUUGGCUUGAAUUCUAUUGCAACACCACCAACAUCAGUCGCUCCCGGGCCGAAUACCAUUCAUCUGGCUAUGUCUGGCGCUAUGUUCGUGCCUCCAUGUCUCUGGCUGGUCUUAUCCCCCCAAUCUGCGACGAAGGCAGCAUGCUGCUCGAUGGUGGAUACAUUGACAAUCUUACUGUGGCAUAUAUGAAGGGACUGGGCGCGGAUGUGAUCUUUGCAGUGGAUGUGGGUUCCAUUGAUGACAACACUCCACAGGGCUAUGGCGACUCACUUUCCGGCUUCUGGUCCAUGUUGAAUCGGUGGAACCCACUAUCUACGAUUCCUAACCCGCCCACUCUCUCGGAGAUUCAAGCUCGUCUUGCGUACGUGUCCUCGAUCGACAACCUCGAACGAGCCAAAGCCACCGCUGGAUGUCUCUACAUGCGUCCUCCCAUUGAGUCAUACGGAACCUUGGAAUUCGGCAAAUUCGAUGAGAUUUAUCAAGUCGGGUACAAGUACGGCAAGGAGUAUCUCGAUCGGCUGAAGAACGAAGGGUCGCUUCCUAUUCCCGAGGAGACGGAGGAGAAGCGAAAGCUGCAACGCACCAUGGCUCCUCGACGUGCCAGUAUCUGA
Messenger RNA from Penicillium diatomitis, 4404 nucleotides. RefSeq names its product lysophospholipase (gene nte1). The record is from RefSeq and is a predicted model, not a curated record. The transcript is spliced from 2 exons. The coding region runs from base 1 to 4404 and encodes 1467 amino acids. Gene Ontology annotation, biological process: phosphatidylcholine metabolic process. Gene Ontology annotation, cellular component: endoplasmic reticulum. NCBI's taxonomy places the organism in Eukaryota, Fungi, Ascomycota, Eurotiomycetes, Eurotiales, Aspergillaceae. Gene Ontology annotation, molecular function: phosphatidylcholine lysophospholipase A1 activity.